Dreissena polymorpha is the source of this 1554-nucleotide messenger RNA. RefSeq names its product probable serine/threonine-protein kinase dyrk2. The record is from RefSeq and is a predicted model, not a curated record. NCBI's taxonomy places the organism in Eukaryota, Metazoa, Mollusca, Bivalvia, Myida, Dreissenidae. The transcript has a single exon. Bases 1 to 1554 code for a protein of 517 amino acids.
AUGGAGUCUGAUCCUAUAUCUAGCAGACGACCAUUGCCCGUCGUUAAUUUAGAGAGUGCAAUGCUAUAUAUGGGCUUCAUUGACGGUUUAGCAAACAAUGCUGGUAAUCCGGAAACUAUGUCAGCAACACCAAGACCUAUUCCCACAGCUACCAUAUUAGCACCAACAACAACCACAAGGCCAGUUCCUACGACUACUGCUUCAGCACCAACGACAACCCGGGUUGAAACACAAUUUCGACAGUUCUUGCCAAUUAAUGAUAACAUGAACGCAUUGCGACAACAGUUAGACUCUCAAGAACGGUUAUUAAAACAACUUAUUCAAUCGAUCCCUUCGACAGGCCAGUCUAACCCUGCGGCCAUCAGCCCGAUCCACCCCACGAGCAUGUCGGCAUCACCGACUAUACAUGCUGGGCGAGACAAUACACGUCAAUUACAUGUUUCUUCCGAAGAUCUACGAGUUGCUUCGUCAAGUCAGCAGGCAAGGCUGGGAAAAGAACCGCCUAGAAAGGUUUCACUUCCUGGUAUGCAGCAUGAUCCGGUGUAUGAGCCGGUACUUGAGCCACACAUCGCGGCACUUCGUGCCGCAUUUGACUCUGCAAUGUAUGACAGCAUAACCCUUUCAUCAUUAAAUCCGCACGCACGAAACACUGGCUCACGAAGCGCCGUUGCAAACGGUAUAACAUGGCUUUCCGAAUCAUCAAGAUCAAGUCCACAAACUAGACCGGGCAAUCGAUCAAACCGUGGAAUCCCGGAAUUGCAAGAAACAAUUGAUCAAGCUGUUGUUCAAACACCAGUAGAAACAGCGGGGAGUUUCGUUGUCAAUAGUGCAAUAUCUAUUCCAAAUGUCAUGUCUGCGACAUUGCUCUCGUCCGAAGCCGUGCGAUUGGCCUAUUACAAAAUAAUAGAAGAACUUGGACAAGAGAAGGGGCAAGAAUUGAUUAAAAACAUUGCACUGAGUAGACGGAAGAAUGCGUUGAAUCGAUUAGAGAACAUGGGAAAAGAAUUAACCGAUACAGGCCAGCAAAGCGUGUCACAGCAAAGUGAAGUAAACAGUGGUUUUCUAGCCGAGUCACUUGUUCAAAUGUUUCCUGAAACCGACCCUGAGACCUCAAACCAACAACAGCUUGGAAUAGGUGAAGCAACAGCAACACUUGACAACACAUUGGCUGUGCAAAGAAGCCUAAAAGACCUCUCUGACACGGGGUCUUUAACAGACAUUAAAGAAAGAAUCAGGAUUAUUGAGGGAUUACUCGCGGCCAAAAACCAGUUGCCGCAAUCUCAACUGAAUCAGGAACAGCUUUCCACAGCAUCAACAACGACAUCAACAACUACAACACCCACACCGACCACCACAUCUAUACAUACGACAACAACAACACUUACAACGACCACCACAAGACCAACAACAACCACUUCAAAACCAACAACUGCUGCAGCUUUUGAAGAAGCAUCAGAAAGUCAAGCGUUGACUACAAACGCUGACAAUAUGGAGUCAAUUCAAAAUCAACUUGCCAGGCUCCUUUAUAUUUUAAAAACUCAGACACAGCGGUGA